Messenger RNA from Phacochoerus africanus (Common warthog), 1156 nucleotides. It is a transcript of the gene GYPC, whose product is annotated as glycophorin C (Gerbich blood group). The coding region runs from base 365 to 673 and encodes 102 amino acids. NCBI's taxonomy places the organism in Eukaryota, Metazoa, Chordata, Mammalia, Artiodactyla, Suidae. The transcript is spliced from 3 exons. Gene Ontology annotation, cellular component: membrane; cortical cytoskeleton. The record is from RefSeq and is a predicted model, not a curated record.
CUCAACCCAGGGUAAUUCUCAACCACAACCUCCGUAUCUGGUAGCUGCAGAUGGAAACAGAAACAAGAGUUAGAAAAAUGUGAAUCUUGAGCUGGGAAGUCCGAGCCCAGAAGCUUUCAGAAGUGGGCGGGUGUGUGAGUUAAAAAAAAAAAAAAAAAAAAAAGUGGAAACCCUGCCGGCCUAGUGCAAGUCUGCAUAACAGACUAAAUGACGGCUGCCUAUCUCUUCGGGCCGGAGCCCCUCCCCUCGGGCCGCGCCGAGUGUGACACAGGUGCCGCUUCCUCCUGCGGCUGCUGAGGGUCAGGAGCGCGCCACCGUCCCGCCUCCCCAGGGCCUCUGACCCGCUGCACCCGCACCACUGGGGAUGAGCAGCUCGCUCACGCCGCUGCCGCCGCCGCCGCCACCGCUGUCGAUGCCGACGCCGGGCCACGAGCCUGACCCGGGGAUGGCCUCCAGUGACAUUGCCAUCAUUGCAGGCGUGAUCACGGCCGUGACCUUCGUGCUGGUCUGCCUUCUUCUCCUCGCGCUGCACUACAUGUACCGGCACAAGGGCACCUACCACACCAACGAGGCCAAGGGCACGGAGUUCGCCGAGAGUGCGGACGCGGCGCUGCAGGACGACCCGUCCCUCCAGGACAGCGGGGACAACAGCAGAAAGGAGUACUUCAUCUGAGGAACUUCACCAGGACUCUCCUCCCCCAGCGCCUCCGUCCAGGAGCGAAGACCCCACCACCCGCGGCACCAGGCAGCCAGCCAGCACCCCCACAUCGCGUGACACGCACCUCACCUCGGACAUGGGAUGUGGACGGCGCGGAGGGAGCAGAGGAGGAUGGAGCUGGAGAGGCCUCUCCCCCAGGGACCCAGGGAUUCUCCGCUAGAGGGAGGAGGUAUGGGCCUCCUGGACCAUAAAAGUUGCCACCUACAUGGCGUGAAUGUGAGCAGGGUGCUGGGCCGGGGGGGGGGGGGGGGGGGGCUGGGGAAUAAGGAAGCGAGUCAUCAUUAUGCUGACUGGGGUUAAUGGCAUCAAAUAUCAGCCCAGUGACAUUUGGGGGGAACAGCAGGUGCCAGAGCUCAAAGGCACCUUUGUUUGCCGUUGUUUCAGCUCUCAGUGAUUGGAAAUAAAUUUGAAAUAAAUGUAACGGAGCAUUCAGUCAAA